UUGACAACAUAUUAACCCCGCCUCGGCUGCAUCCCAUCAAACCGCCUGGCCCGAAUUUGUAAAACCCCAACCCCUAGGCCUCGCCACGGUGCCCCCCUCUUUCUGCCCGUCUCUCUCUCGUACAGUUAGGAUACAGAAAAAGAAACGAAACAAUGACGGGAAAGCCAAUCGCCGGCGAAGGUUUACCAGCGAACCUGGCCGGAAUGACAAAGAACCAGCUCUACGACAUCAUGUUUCAAAUGAAGACAUUAAUAGAGCAGAACAAACAGCAGGCCAAGGAGAUAUUAAUCCAGAACCCUCUCUUGACCAAAGCCCUUUUCCAGGCACAGAUUAUGCUAGGAAUGGUGCAGCCUCCUCAAGCGAUUCCUAAUAUUCAGCCAGCAGCAUCACAGCAACCUCAGCUAUCAGCACAACCAUCUCGGCAAUCAAACAUUCAAGCUGCACAGACACUGCCCGGACAAGGUGCUUUGCAGGAUCAAACAAGUGUCUCUCAAUCCCAACCACCAAUGAGGAAACAACACCAGAGUCAACCUGCGAUGUCGAUAUCUGCUCCUCCUGGUCCUCCAGUGAAUCUUCAGUCUCAGCCAUUGCCUUCACAUCCCUUACAUAUGCCACAGCAGCCUAAGGGGCAUGUGAAUCCUCAAGUGACCCCAAUGUCUGUUACUCAACCCUCUCAACUUCCAAACCUGCCUCCAGCCUCUAGUCAUUCUGUUUCACAGCCACUACCAAUUCAUCAAACCCAAAUGUCUUCCGUCUCCAGCCAGUUGCUGCUGCCAUUACAGAAAACUGGAAUUCCUCAUCUGCCAUUACAACAACCAUUUCCAUCUCAACCCCGAACAGCUUCUGUUCCAAGCUUUCAUCAUCAGUAUGGGCAACAAAUGGGUCCCAAUAUGGGUUACCAACAUGCUGGAGCUCCUCAUCAUCCUUCACAGCCCAUGUUUCAUUCAAGCAACAAACCUCAGUCUAGCAUGGGACCUUCAUUUCCACAAGGACAGCCACCUCUUUCAAUUCAGCAACCACCUCAAUCAUAUCAGGCGGGAGGUUCACAUCUAGGGGCGGAGUACAACAGUCAAGUUCCAACUUCAAUGCAAGUUGAUAGAGGAUCUUCUUGGAUGUCUGGGCCACCAGAUAGUUCAACAAUGACACAGCUUGCAGGACCCCCGCAAUUCAAUCCUGGUCAGAUGGCCCAGGGCAAUCAGCCUUCUCGCACAGCACCUAUGUCUUCUGAGAUGGAGAAGGCACUACUCCAGCAGGUCAUGAGCCUCACGCCAGAACAGAUUAAUCUUCUGCCUCCAGAGCAAAGAAAUCAAGUGCUUCAGCUGCAACAGAUGCUACGACAGUAAACUAAGUCUGUCAAUUGUUCUUAAAGUGGACAUAUUUAAGUUACAAGCAGGUGUCAGAAAUUGCAACAGCAUUUAUGAUCGUCGCGGUGCAUCGAUGUUGAUUGGUUGUGAGCUAAUACAGAAGCUGAUGCAGGGUAUACUUUUGAGACAAACUUGAAGCAUAAUAUUGAAAUUGUUUGUUUCCCCGCUGCAAUACUUCUGGCAGUUUGCAUUUUGUGAGUGCAGCUAUGAGAUUCUCAUGAUGGGGCAUUCUGUAUUUUUUUUCUUAGUCUUAGGGCGACACAUUGGGACUCCAGUAUAUUUUCUUACGUCUUGAUAAUCAAGUGCUGUGGUAUUCUAAUGUAAACAAUGAUCCUUGUAUGUG
Populus trichocarpa (black cottonwood) is the source of this 1707-nucleotide messenger RNA. Its product is annotated as cleavage stimulating factor 64. Gene Ontology annotation, biological process: mRNA 3'-end processing. The record is from RefSeq and is a predicted model, not a curated record. The transcript is spliced from 7 exons. Bases 153 to 1343 code for a protein of 396 amino acids. NCBI's taxonomy places the organism in Eukaryota, Viridiplantae, Streptophyta, Magnoliopsida, Malpighiales, Salicaceae.